UUCCCACUCUACUUUAAAAUUUUGGAAAUAUUGUGCAAUAGUGCUUUUAGAUUUGGAAGUGAUUUGGAACGUAUAAAAGUGCAUGUCUAACUCAAACAAGCUGCAGUCGUUGCUGUGUAUGCAGAGAAUUGAUAAACCUGAGUGAGUGCUAAGAUGUGAAAUAAUCAGGUUCAGUGUGGAUUUCUUCUUUUCGUACAACUGUAUCUUCUCCGACUGACAAAAGCUACUUCAAUGGAUGAACACACAAGUCUCGAUUUAAAGCAACAAAUGGAUAAGUACCAAUUCCUCGAGCUUCUACUGCUGCGAUGUCUCCCACAAGAUCAACUAGACUUCAAGCUUGUCUCUCAUGACGACCACAAUUUUCAUUUAACUCUGGACGACCACCACGAUGUCUGUGUAAUUCGCCAUCUUCCAGCAACUCGAAAGUUGAGCCAGCGAGAUUUCGACGAGGGAGGUGAAUUGCUGUUAAGUAGCAGCUGCCCAGAGUGUGUAAGCCGGAAAGCAAAUUAUUUUAUUUACACAAAUUGCCCAACGGACCAUCUCAAUUUAACCGAGCUGCACGAUGACAAAUUUAACUUCCUAAAUUUCACAAAUUUGCGCAGUGUUGUUACGGAUAGAGAAGGGGGCGUUUUUAUUGAUCAAGUGCCUUCAAAUUUACAUUUAAGUGUUAAUGAAGCUUUAAAAGUAUUUGCUAGUCAUUAUAAUCUUGGGUCGUUUCAUUCCCAGUAUAUUUUAGAUCGAUUUUACGCUUUUGUUAAAGAAAGUAAGAAUUUUACCAAGGAAGAGGCGAAAUGCGCUUUGUUAGAGUUAUUUAUAUGCAAGUACAAAGUAGAUUUAGCGUUUGAUAUUGACAGUUGGAAGUGUAACGAUUUUUGGAACUCUAUCACUUGUGGUAAAUCAUUUGUUUUUGUCAAUUCCAAUUUUGUAAGUGACACAUUUUUAAAAGCACACACUAUUGGUGUCAUUGCCAACUUCGGUGAUGCAUCCGAGUUGGCUUACAAGAAGUUGUGGUUCACUGGACAAAUUUCCUUGUUAACUUUGGCAAGAACAUCGGAUGAUGUGAACAGUAUUGUUAGUAUUGUAGAGGCUGCUUCUGGUAAUUUAAGAGUUACUGUGUUAACGGUGGCUGAUCAUUGUGACACUGUGUUCCACUUGGAUUAUGACCAUGUAAGGCAGUUGUUGGGGUGUAAAGUCAGCUUGCAAGGGAAAUUUUUGGCCAAUUUGGGAGAUUUGGUGGAUCCCGCAUUGUUGAGAUCGUUGUAUGCUAGUGAUAUUAUUAGUUUAAUUACGAACAAUUUUGUUAUGGACUACUAUUAUAAGGAGCUACCUCCUUAUUUUAUCGAAAGGUCAUUUUUGAAAAUCAUUCUUCGACUGGAUGUCGUUAACGACUUGAGGAAUGAACUGUUCGUUGUGAGAAAUGAAGGGGGUUCCGUUAAUCUGCCGUUAAGAACUUUAGAAUGUUUGCCCAAUGUGAUUGUUGACGCAGAUGAGCAUGGUAUGAUCGAGAAGGCGCGAAGUGAAAAUCGUUCGGUACACUUUGUAGUGUCGCAUGGGGAGAAUUGGUUGGAGUGGACCGGCUCUUGGGGUUGUGUGGAAAAUUUACGCCAGUUUGAAGCAUCACAAGAAUACAAUUUGACGUGUGAUUUUCGCCAUUUAGUCGGCAACAAGCAUAGUGUACACAUCAUCAUAGAUUCAUCAAUGGGAAAAUCCACUUUGUUGGAUUAUAUUGCGCUGAGUGUACCUGAGGAGUGGGUGAUCACCGUCGACUUACAACAGUACAUUUUCAAUCACAAACCUACAUUAGACCACGUAUACCAGUUAUUCAAGCAAGAAGUUAAAUCAGAACUGGCACAGAAGAUUUUUAAACAAUUUGUCGAUUCGAAAAAAAUUCAUUUACUUCUGGACCGGUAUGAUGCAAUAGCUCACACGCAUUUUAAUGAGGUUGUCGAACUCCUUGAAUUCCUGCAAAGAAACAAUUUGAACACAUGGUUACCGGUAGGUCCCAAUAAUGCUGUGCAGCUUACAGAACGUCUUGGUACCAUUGCAACGGUCACAAAACCAUUCAGUGCCCAAAAUCAGCAUGAUUUUUUAACCAAGUAUUUUAGCCAAUUUUGUAACCGUAAUGUAGCUACCAAUGAUUUUGUAAAUACUCUACUAAGGGUUGUUAGAACAAAAAUUGACGCAUUUCUCGAUUCACCUCUGUACCUAAAGUUUAUUGCUGACAUUUACACUGAGAGGUUUAAACACUUUUGUGUGACUGGCGGAUUACAAAACGAAGAGGAAUUUGUUUUGCUUAAUUUUUUUGAAGAAUUUUUGGCACGGUAUCUUACAUAUCUCGUUGACAAGCACGGAUAUUGCAAAACUAAGAUUCUUCCCCACCUCUUUGGGUUAGCAUUUCAAAGUGUUUUUAAGGAUAGCAGCCUACAAGAUUUGGAUUGUUUAAAGGUCCACAUUUUAGAGGAGCUUGUAAGAGAGGAGGGCGAUUUUUCUUACUCCAUCCUUUCACAUUAUUUGAUCGCGAAGUGGAUGGGCGAAAACCUAUCGAGUAACUUUGUGAAAAUCUUCAAUCGGAAGCGGUCUCGAUACAUGGAACAAUACGCCAACAUAUUUAGAAUGUUUGAUCUAAUGUUGGCGAAGAAUUUAGAGGUACACACUGCACUGAUUGAAGGCAAAAUCAAUCAGGUAAUCUCGUCUCCAUCUCUUCCAUUUAAUGAAACUGAUGCUGGUGGUCGAAACAUCGCGCAUAUUGCUGCUAUGUAUGGAGCUCCCCACUCAUCAAGUCAUAUUGCUCCUAACAUUCAUAUAGAAGAUAAUUUUGUGCACGUCAUCAGAUUGGCAGAUUUAAUGGCAAUUACCACAAACGACGCACUAUUAGAGUACUCGCCACUUGAGUAUGCGAUAAACAGUAGUUGUCUAGCGGUUGCAAAUGAAAUAUGUAAAAAAGUGCCUCACUUGAUACACAAUGCGUACAUAGAUCUACCAGAGCUGGGAAACUACAUCCAGUACUGUCUUCGAAUUGACGAUUAUAAACCUUUAUUAAAGUCAUUACUUAAAUACAUCAUCUGUUUUACUGUGACCACUCAAAAGGUACUGGAAAUCUUCAACCUACACACGCUGUUUUCGUAUUUAAAACUAAACGAAGUGACACAACAGAAUUUUCAAGACUACUUAUCAAUUUACGACGUUACAUUCCUAAACCAUCUAAUGGAAAAACUCGAAUUGAAAAAGGAAGGUGCAAGGUAUUUCACUAACAUACAUUUAGCUGCCGCCCUUGGAAACAAACCAAAUAUUCUUGAGUUAUUGAAUAAUGGCGCUAAAAUCAAUUCGAGUUGCGGUUGUUUUACUCCGCUACAUGCAGCAGUGGUAUAUAAACGAAUUGAUAACGUCACCACGCUACUAACGGCAAGGGCUAAAAUAAACAUCACCGACUCUCUCGGUAAUACCGCCUUACACCUAGCGUGCCAAAAUUUUGGUACGGCCCUUGUACGAAAACUGAUAACGAAAGGCGCGGAUAUUAGCAUACAAAACAACGAAGGCGACACCCCUUUCCACCACGCGUUGAAACACAACUGCGAGCAAAACGCCGAACUAUUCCUCCCCGAUAAGUACUACUCGUUAUUUUUCUCUCCUCAAACGAGUAUUUCUCGUGAUAGAUGCCUCGACGUAAAUUUACCGAAUAAAAACGGAGACACCCCUCUUUUGUUAGCAUUACGACAUUACUGUAGUAAUAUUGUUAGACGACUAUUGGAGUGCCAUGCCGACGUACAUGCGGUAAACAACACCGGAAACACAUGUUUGCACUAUGCCGCGGCAAUUGACGAUUACAAAACGGUUUUGGAGUUGAUAUAUUCGCACGUUAACAUUAAUGGUAUCAAUGAUGAUGGGGAAACACCUCUGAUUAUUGCCUUAAAAUGUGAGCAUGUAAGGAUAGCAAGACUGCUACUUUCUAAAGGAGCUCGUGUUACUGACGCGAACAAAUUGGGAGUUACUUGCUUGCAUUACGCAGCUGAGUACGGUUUGAACGACGUGGUUGCGAGCAUUUUGGAUAAAGGUGGCGAUGUUAACUUGCAAAAUACUGAGGGCGACACACCACUGAAAAUGGCAUUGGUAUCUCGACGAGUACGUACAGUAUUACUUUUAUUGAGCAGAGGAGCAAAUCCUAAUCUUUUAGACGGCAAUGGCCGCAACGGUUUACAUCAUGCGAUCAACUUCUCACUUGGGAGUGUUGUGGAAAGUCUAGUAACUAACCGUUGCUCAGUCAAUCAUGCGAAUAAUUAUGGGGAUACACCUUUGAUUGCGGCUAUUAAUAAGGAAAUUACACCCAUUGUCACGCUUUUGUUAAAGAACGGGGCCGAUAUUAAUGUGGUCGAUUCAGAUGGCUCCUCGUGCUUGCAUCUCGCUGUGACAUUACCAACAUUACUUGAGGAACUCAUUACACUAGGCCUUGACAUUAAUAAAGAAGACAAUAACGGCAAUACGCCGCUUAUGGUUGCAGUAGAACGACUACGUGUAUUUUCCGCCAAGAUCCUCAUGGCAAAUGGCGCUUGUAUUUCCACGGUGAACAAAUCAGGAUUCUCGCUUAUACACUACGCGGCUCGAGCUACACUAAACGACUUGAUGCUCGAACUGAUAGACAAAGGGGCAGAUGUCAAUAAGAAGGCCAACAGUGGAGUAACCCCUCUGUUAUUGCACUCACAGUAUUGCAACUUAAAGCGUACCACUAUAAAGAUACUGAUCGAUAAGGGGGCCGAUUUCGGUGUAAUCGAUCAACAAACUGGUAACUCUCUAUUACAUUUAGCUGUCGCCCAAGCCAACGUUGAAGCUUUAGAGAUGCUACUUCGCUUAACCUCUAACAUAAAUUUGCAGAAUAAUGACGGGGAGACUGCACUGCACAUGUCAAUCAAGAGAGGGCACGCUGUCAGUACAGCUCAGCUAUUCUUGUCCAAGGGAGCAGAUCCUAACAUUGCCGAUCGCAGCAAUAAUACCUGUCUACGUAGCGCGAUAAUAGCAGACAAUGCAGGUCUAGUUAAAGCCUUACUUAAACACGGCGCUAAGACUAAUGGUGAAUUUUUUAAGCUGGCUCAGGGAUUGGGUCACGUUACUUUACUUCCUGUGUUGCUGACUAAUGCAACUUUGGAUGCAGUAUUUUCUUCGAUAGCAAAUGGAGAGAUCGACACUCUUAAAAGACUUACAGCAAAUGGUUAUGACAUAAAUAUACGAGAUGGGAAUGAAAAUACACCUCUUCUGUAUGCACUGGAAAAUUCUCAGGUUGCGGUCGUCGACUACCUCCUUACCAUGGACGUCGAUAUAACGGUUCGUAAUAAUAUAGGCUACACUUGUUUGCAUCGGGCUGUGCGACUCGGUGAUGCUAGAAUUGUACGUCAGCUCCUUGCGAAAGGUUGUGACAUUGACGCCGUGACUUUGACCGGUGAAUCAUCUCUACUAAUCGCACUCACCCACAGACGUUUGCAUAUUGUACAACUGUUGCUCGACUUGAAUGCAAAAGUCCACACAGUACCACAAACUGAGGAGGGAUCGUGCUUGCACGCCGCCUGUAAGUAUGCGUCAUGUGAGAUUGUCUCGCGCAUUCUACAAACGGGCUGUGAUGUAAACCAGCUGAGUGCAUCUGGACUGAUACCGUUCAUGGAAGCAGUCGACAAUAACAAGCGAGAAGUGGCCUUAAUGCUUAUUGAAAGUGCGGUAGAUGUCAAUCUACUAACAGAAUCGGGGUGCCUCUUCUCCGCCGUCAAUUCGCAAUAUCUCGAUAUUAUAAACCUCCUCUUAGAUAAAGGUGCGCCCAUAGAUCACAUGGACGGUUCCUAUACUGCGUUGAAAAAUGCCAUUAGAAGCAAAAAAAGAGGUUCAGCUAAAUUGCUACUGUCUAGAGGAGCCGAUGUUCACAUAGGUAACGAGUGGACCUCUUACCCCUUGCAUCUAGCCGCCCAAAAUGAAAUGGAUGAUGUGGUUUCGUUUAUACUAGACGAAGGCUUCGAUAUUAACAAAAAAACCAAUUGCCACUCCAACCCAUUAUUUGCCGCUGCGACUAACAAGAAUUUCUCAACAGUCAACCUACUACUCGCCAGAGGGACCUCAAUUGACACCUUCAGUAACGACUUUACCUCGUUACUGGGAGUAGCAGCUCGGAAUGGCUGGGAGGAACUUGUGGGGCAGCUGAUUGCAAGUGGCGCCGACAUUCAUCAUCAAAAUGAUGACUGGUUCACCCCGUUAGACUUGGCAAUGUUGCAUCGACAUGUAAACGUCGUUAAAUUAUUAUUUAGCGCAAUAAUAGCGCAGGGACACGCAGACUCCCCACUUAACUACUUGCACAGCGCCGCCGCGUUUGGGGACAACAAAAUAAUCAUUGCGCUUUUACACAACGGUUACGAUGUUAACAAAUUGAAUGCUAACGGUGAAACUCCCUUACUGUUGUCCUUGAAAAAUGAAAGAUUGAGUACUUCCAAACUACUUUUAGCCAAAGGGGCGGUUGUAACGGAGGACUGCUUGCUUUUCUUCGCUCAGUACGGGUGGAAUGACAUGGUGUUAAAAAUGCUGGAGAAAGGUACUGAUGUUAAUAUCGGGCGGUACGAUGAUGCAACCCCCUUACUUAUCGCCGUGCAAUAUAAAAAUUUACCAACUGCUCGGAUCCUCCUAUCUCAUGGCGCUGAUCCCACUAGGCAAAACAGUGACGGUAGAACGCCUUUAUACUAUUCGAUUCAAAAUAAUUGCAAGCGCACUUUGAAAGCUUUACUUGAAACUGUUAACGUGGACAAAAGCAAAAGGGACAUAAACUCCGCAAUAUUCACCUCGAUGGAAUUGAAUUAUUUCAAUUUGACCGAAAUGUUGAUCGCCUAUAGUGAUUGUAGCUCCGAAAACGAGUCUGGAGAACCCUUGCUUUUUGUCGCCGUCAAAAAUGGCUGUGAAAAUCUCGUGCGACAAAUUCUGGCAAAGCACGGAAAUGUUAAUGAGAUUAACUUAGACGGUGACACGCUUCUGAUGGCAGCGGUCGCAAACAGUGACGUAGAAAUGAUUAAGUUGUUGUUGGAAGUGCUGAUCCUAGGAUCGUCAAUAAAGGGAAAUUCCUGUUUGCAUUGCGCCGUACAUUGUUCAGAAGAGGUGCUGGGUAUCUUUUUAGAAAACUGUGACGUUAAUCUAAAGAACCUUGAUGGAGAUACACCCCUAGUGUAUGCUUUGAAAAAUGCGUGUACGCAUUCUGCGCAUAUGUUGAUCGAGUCCGGUGCGGAUAUACGCAUUGAAGAUGCUCUGGAUAACAGCUGCAUUCAUUACGCCGUUAAGCUAGGCGCGGAAAAAUUAGUAAAGUGCCUGAAAGAAGGAGGGCUGGAUAUAAACAAGAGGAAUCGAGAAGGAGACGAUUGCUUCGACUUGGCCGUAAGCAAUGGUAACGUCGACAUUAUGAAAUUGUUGCUGUCCUACGGAGCGGACGUACACCAAGUGAAUCGCUUAGGUGAGAAUUGUUUAUUGAAAUGCAUAGAAAAGAAAAGGAAGAUGAAGAAAAAAGCCGAUUUAGAAAAUGCCGAUUUCAUACUCGAUUUGCUAGCAAAAGGAGUGGACAUUAAUCAGCAGUCGAAUGUGGGAAUGACACCUUUUCUCAUGGCGUUGGAGAAAGCCAAUGUAGUCUUCGCGAAGAUGCUGCUGGCAAAAACUGUUAAUAUCCACCUGCGACACCGACCCGGUUCCAAUUUGCACUUUGCCAUCUCGCAAAAGGUGGACGUAAUAGGCGAUUUGUUGGAUUUGGGUCUGGACAUAAACGAGCAAGAUGAUCACGGCGACACGCCACUACUACUAGCUCUCCAAUCCGGUAUGGACGCCACUGCCAAACUUUUACUGCGUAAAGGCGCCAGUGUCCACAUCACAAACAACGCUAAUAACUCUUGCUUGCAUAACGCAAUUGCUCGAUGCAAGAUCGAAACGUUAUCAAUGCUAAUUGAGCAAGGCGCCGAUGUUAACCAUCGAAAUCUGGCCGGCGAAAAUCCCUUACUGAGUGCGCUUAAAUUGCGUAAACUCACCAUUGCCAAACUACUACUGCAAAACGGCGCAGACUGUGAUAUUUUUGACAUUCAAAAUGGCUCUUGCUUGCUUUACGCCGCGAAACAUGGCUACGACGAGCUAGUUAGCGAUUUUAUUGCGAGAGGGGUACAUAUCGAUCAGCUUCACCCCAACGGCAAUGCGUUCCUAGUGGCUCUCAGAGGCAAACACGCAAAUAUUGCCAAGAUGCUCAUUAAAAACGGUACCGAUAUUCACUCAUUCACGUCAAAGGACAAAUGGAUGGAUUUAUUGUUGCACGUCGACGAUACCGAACUAAUUGAUUUGGUUUUGGCAAAAGGCGUAGAUAUUAAUUACCGAUUGUCCCAAAGCGAACCUCUCCUUCUCUCCGCUCUUAAAGAAAAAUGUAGGAGAAUGGUGGACCAUUUAAUUGCGAAGGGAGCCAACGUUAAUUUGUGUAGUUACACCACUGGGGACUCGUGCUUACAUUACGCAGUAGCAGCAGACUAUGAAGAUCUUGUCAUCGAUUUUUUAAGCAAAGGUUUAGAUAUAAAUCGCGAGAAUAAUCAACGUGAAACACCACUACGUCUUGCAUUUAAGGAAAAGCGUAGGAAUAUGAUCAAAUUGCUGUUGUCACAUGGUGCCUCUGUCGAUGAUGGCAAUUUUCUACAUUCUUACAUGCAUUAUGCGGCUGAAAUGGGUGAUAAUGCCAUUGUUGCAGCGCUGAUACACAGAGGCGCUGAUUUAAAUGUGGUUAACACUGAUGGUAAAACACCUUUAUUUGUUGCGGUGUUAUCUAACAAUGUAGGGGCUGUGAAACUGUUGAUCAGACAUGGUGCAGAUUAUAAUCUCACCGAUAAAGAGGGUCGCAAUUUAUUAAGUGUUGCAAAAAGUAUAGAGGCAGGUGAGCUGGUUAUUGACUUUGCUAGUCUGGGACUUGGAGAUGUUGAAUAGGGUAUUGAUCAGCUAUUGUCUAAGUUUUGCAAAUUUAGGUUUGUUGUUAUUGUAUGGCCUUAUUGUAUGAAUUUGUUACUUUUUUUGUACUUUAUUAAAAAAUAUCUUCCAAUGUCA
Photinus pyralis (common eastern firefly) is the source of this 9072-nucleotide messenger RNA. RefSeq lists its product as uncharacterized. The record is from RefSeq and is a predicted model, not a curated record. Gene Ontology annotation, biological process: protein localization to ciliary inversin compartment. Gene Ontology annotation, molecular function: protein binding. NCBI's taxonomy places the organism in Eukaryota, Metazoa, Arthropoda, Insecta, Coleoptera, Lampyridae. Gene Ontology annotation, cellular component: ciliary inversin compartment.